This is a messenger RNA of Drosophila willistoni, 1935 nucleotides long. RefSeq names its product coiled-coil domain-containing protein 149. The transcript has 7 exons. The record is from RefSeq and is a predicted model, not a curated record. The coding region runs from base 186 to 1811 and encodes 541 amino acids. NCBI's taxonomy places the organism in Eukaryota, Metazoa, Arthropoda, Insecta, Diptera, Drosophilidae.
AAAAUUUAAAUCUGAAAUUUUGAAAUUAAAAAAUGUUGUACAAUUAAUCGAUAAAGUUCAGGCCAUGGCACUGAUGAACAUAUGCAGCAUACUCUGAGGCGCUCAGAGCGCUUGCGCAGACAAAGUUAUCAUCUCCAUUUCCACUUGUCAAUGUCAACCAUUACCAAUUUAUAUUUGAAUAAGUCAUGGAGAAUUACGGCCAGGACAUGGACGAAGCGACUGGCGGCAGCCAAUUCGAGCUCAUCUUUGGGGACCAUAUGGACACGUACAAUGUUGAGACAUCGGCAGUGCAUCGCAAAUUGCAAAGCAAAAUAGAAGCCCUGCGCAUCUUGCGACAGGAUCUAGAACAGUUUCGUGUGGAGCGAGAUCAAUAUAAGCUCAUGGCCGAGACCCUGCAGCUGCGGUAUUCAGCCCUGAAACGGAAUAGCGAACUCCUUGUUAACGAGAGCCAUGGAUGUGGAGCUCUAAGCGAAAACUCCAGCCUUGCUGCGCUACUCCGGGAGACGCGGGAGCAUAAUCUUAAACUCAAUACGGAAGUGGAGGCCCUGAAGCAAAAACUUCACGAGUUACAGGGUGACAUUAAACUUCUACGGGAAACCGAGGCGAGCAAUAAGACGCGAGUGGAAGCCAUGGCUAACGAGACGGCUGCUCACAACAAAGAGGAGCUGCAAUGGAAGCGGGAGCGAGCGAACUUCAUCUGUCAUCUGGAGAAUCUUAAAAAGAAGAAUGCCCAAUUGGCGUUUGAUUUCAAAGCCAUCAUUGAUGAGAAGGAGGAAUUGAUUACGGAAAGGGAUGCCUACAAAUGCAAGGCCCAUCGUCUGAACCACGAACUAUUUGUGGCGCUUAAGGCAAAGAAAAUGCAUCCUAAGUUGCUGGACAUUGAUGGUGUUUUGUUGGAAAAUAAGUACCUGCAUGAACGAGUUAAGAUCCAAGAGAGCGAGUUGGAGCUCUCAAAGCAGUCUAUUAAUAAAUACAAGACAAUGCUGGAGGCGAAACGUAAAAAGGGAAUCGUUAAGCUGGGUGGAGGCAACAGCAACGAUGAUACCAUACUGAGUCCUAGGCAGGUCAAAAAUAUACUUGAGAGUGGAAUCGAUUUGCCAAAGAAAACUGAAACUAUACAUGAUCUGAAAUCUUUAUGUUUGGCUCUGCUCGAUAAUCUGAAUGACAAGAACUUAGCGCUAACGCACCAAAAGAAGACAAACAAAAUACUGGCGGGUAAAAUGACAGAACUGGAGCAGCGUUGGCAACAGCUACUUUCUGGCGACACAGACGAUAUUGGGGCCGAGGAUGCAGGAGAGGAAGGAUAUGAAGAAGAAUAUGGCUAUGCCCCAUCGCAGCUUUUGUUAAAUGGUUAUUGUGCCGCGAUGGUAGAUGAUGCGGACAUUAGCUCGACACCGUCCAUAGCUCCAGAUGAAGUGGGUGACACCUUGUCUCCCGAUCCAGAUGAACGCGAACUUGAGAACCAUAAGCCAAUCCGAAAUUGUGGACCAGCACAGUCUGACGAUGGCAUGUCUUCUUUGUCUUCAGAAUCCGCUGACUCAUCCGUAUACGGCAUUGACAUCACUGACAGUGCCAAGAAUGCAUACAAAUCUUCAUUGGCAACAACAGAUUCGGGCAACUGUGGCUUUGCUACCCACUGCAAUACCACGCCACGAAUAUCCAGUGCCAUAGCCCGCGAGCGUAUGGAGGAUUUGAAGGAUUUGCCACCUCAUUUGGCCACAUUGGUGGAAAAGGCACUGCAUGAAUUGGAUAAGCGGGACUACGAGGCAAUGGUUACGAUACGAGCUGAGAAUAUGACAUCUGUGCAAUAACAGAGCAUCCUUUAGUUUUGCUAUGCAGGAGCUUUCAAAGAGAUUGAUAUAGUCAUAUCGCAUAAAGCUACUCAUCAUAUGAAUACCAAUGCAACAUUGUACAAUAAAGAAAAGUCUAUGUAAA